Molecule: messenger RNA, 7266 nt
Organism: Priceomyces carsonii
Lineage: Eukaryota; Fungi; Ascomycota; Pichiomycetes; Serinales; Debaryomycetaceae
Gene: TOR1
Product: phosphatidylinositol kinase-related protein kinase
Exons: 1
Coding region: 1-7266 (2421 amino acids)
Biological process (GO): negative regulation of macroautophagy; protein phosphorylation; TOR signaling
Cellular component (GO): TORC1 complex; TORC2 complex; nucleus
Molecular function (GO): protein binding; protein serine/threonine kinase activity; protein-containing complex binding
Source: RefSeq, a predicted model, not a curated record
AUGUCAUCAUCCCAACUUCAAGUAGUUGGCAUAGCACUCAACGAGAUUUUUAAUGAAUUACGGUCUAACAAGGAAGAAGUGAGAAAUGCAUAUGCUAUUGAGCUACGAAAUCAUUUGGCUUCUGUAGCCAGAGAUUUAUCACCUGAACAAUUCAAUAGAUACAGUAACGACAUCAACAAGGGAAUUUUCGAACUUUUACAUGGUAAAGACCCUUCUGAAAAACUUGGUGGUAUUGCAGCUUUGAAAGCUUUGAUAGAUUUUGAUUCUGGAGUAGGUGAUGAAAAUGCUACCAAAACAGCUAGGUUUUCUAACUACUUGGGAUCUUUGAUUUUGUCGAAUGAUUUGACUAUAAUGCGGCAAGCCACAGAAACAUUGGGUAAGUUGGCAACUCCAGGUGGAGCACUCACUGGAGACUUUGUUGAUUUUGAGGCAAAGCGAGCAAUUGAAUGGCUUCAAAGUGAAAACAAACAACAUGAGAACCGAAGACAUGCUGCGAUACUUAUAGUUUCUGCCCUAGGGGAUAAUGCACCUACUUUACUAUUUGGUUACAUUAAUCAGAUAUUAGAACAUAUCUGGGUAGCAUUAAAAGAUUAUAAACUUGUAAUAAGACAGGAUGCUGCCAUAACACUAAGAAAAUGUAUGCAAAUAAUAUAUGAAAGGGAUGUGGCCUCACGCCAUCAUUGGAUGAAAUUCUUCAUUGAUAUAGCAUCAAAAAAUCUUGAAAAUGUUGAGGAAAACUACGUAUAUACUUCUAUUGAAUCUGUCCAUGGGUCUUUAUUAGUCUACCGUGAACUAGUGAAAUAUUAUAGAGAUCCUUAUGUUGUGUCAAAGUUUGAAACGAUAUAUGAGAACACGAUGCUAUACAAGAAUCACAAAUCGUCAAUAAUUAGGCAAGAGCUCACAAAUAUAUUACCUUUAUUAUGCAAGGUUAAUACGACGUUGUUCGUGGAGAAGUAUUUACAUAGAACUUUGUACUACUAUCUAUCACAAUUGAAGAAAUUGAAGGGGCAUCAUAGCGAAACAGCAAAUUUUGAUAAGAGUGCAAUUUUCGUCAGUAUUGGUUUAAUAGCUCUAGAGGUAGGAAACCAAAUGGCUACGUAUCUUGAUGCUAUUUUAGAUAAUAUUAGAGAAGGCCUUUCCUCUGAUUCAAACUCCCUGAUUUUGUCUGACUCUCCUAUAAUUGUUUCAGCUAAAUUCCGGUUGGCUCGACGGGAUACAGAACCAGCAAUUUUUGAUUGCAUAGAGAAACUAUCAAUUGCUGUUGGGCCCGCUUUGACAAAGCAUUUGCAAAGGGAUAUUCUCGACAUGAUGUUCAGUAAUUGUUCUUUAUCAAAGCAUAUGGAAGAUGUGCUUCAUACCCUCAUUGAUAAUAUUCCAACUCUAGUAAAUCUAAUCAACAUCAAGCUCUUAAACUUGUUAAGCUUGGUUUUGUCGGGUAAAAAGUUUCAGCCACCAGGAUCACCUUAUGGGACAGUGAAGAUGGACGAGUCUCUGGCACGGGAGUAUAGGCAAUUGAUGAUUAACCGUGAUACCGGUAUAACAAAUAAUAGUCCAGAAUACGAAUCUUACGACAGUGCAAUUUUAAUCCAGGCUUUGGAAAUGUUAUCAUCAUUCGAGUUCGAAAAUUUUCAGCUUUAUGAAUUCGUUCGAUAUUGUACAAUAAAUUAUUUGACACAUAAUAACCCUAAGGUUCGUCAGACUGCUACAGUCACAUCCUGUCAAAUUUUCAUAAAGGAUCCUAUUUGCCACCAGACUAGUGUUAAUGCCCUCAACGCCGUUAACGAAGUUCUUGACAAAUUGAUUUCAAUUUCGAUCACUGACCCAGUGCCCGAGAUCCGAUUACAGGGUUUGAACUCUUUGGAACAUGCCGGAAGUUUUGAUCCUCAGUUAUCUCAAGCGGAGAAUGUAAGGUUAUUAUUCAUUGCUUUGAAUGACGAAGUCUUUGAAAUACGAAAAGUUGCGAUAAGAAUAUUGGGUAGAUUGUCAUCCAUUAAUCCAGCCUACAUUGUCCCAUCUUUGCGUAAGACAUUAAUUGAGUUAUUGUCUAGGUUGCAAUAUUCAACAAGUAGUCGAAAAAACGAAGAGAGCGCAGUAUUAUUAUCUUUGUUGAUAAGUAACUCGAAGGAGUUGACGAGGCCUUAUGUUAAACCGAUAGUGGCUGCUCUUUUACCCAAGGCUAAAAGUAGUAGCUCAUCUGUUGCAUCUAGUGCUAUAACUUGCUUGGGCGAGUUGGCAGUUGUCGGCGGACCUGAUUUAAAGCCUUUUAUCCCUCAACUAAUGGAUCUAAUUCUUGAUACUUUUCAAGAUCAAAGUUCUUCAUAUAAACGAGAUUCUGCACUAAAUACGCUCGGUCAGUUAGCUAGUUCUUCUGGUUAUGUAAUUGAACCAUUGUUAGAGUAUCCGCAGUUGUUAGGGAUAUUGGUAGGAAUUCUCAAACUGGAGACUUCUCCAAGAAUAAGAAGAGAAACAGUUAGAUUACUUGGAAUUUUGGGUGCGUUGGAUCCUUACAAAUAUAGAGAAGUUGAGCAAAAUUCAAAAAGCAUUACUACAGAACAGAAUGCUCCACCUGUAGAUGUGGCUCUAUUGAUGCAAGGUAUGUCACCUUCAAAUGACGAAUAUUAUCCAACCGUUGCUAUCAACAACCUAAUGAAGAUAUUGAAAGACCCUUCUUUGAGUGCGCAUCACAAUAAAGUGAUUCAAGCUGUCAUGUAUAUAUUUCAAACAUUGGGACUAAGGUGUGUUUUCUUCCUUUCACAAAUAAUUCCUGGCAUCAUCAAUGUAAUGCACACAUGUCAACCAUCAAUGCUUAAAUUUUAUUUUCAACAGUUGGGAGCAUUAAUAUUGAUUGUUAAACAACACAUUAGGCCGUAUUUGUCUGGCAUCUUUGAUGUUAUAAAAGAAUUUUUCAAGAUCAAUAGUCAUUUGAAUAUUCAAGUCAUUAUCAUAAAUCUUAUCGAGUCAAUUUCGAAGGCACUAGAAGGGGAAUUUAAAAUGUACAUGUCCGACGUUCUAACUCUAUUAUUGAAUGUUUUUGAAGAAGACAAAUCUGCCAAGAGAGAACCUUCGUUGCACGUUUUGAAAAGCUUUGUUGUUUUUGGGAGUAAUAUUGAAGACUAUGUUCAUAUAAUCGUCCCGAACAUUGUUAAAAUGUUCGAAGUUGGGCCAUUGGUGCUAAGACGUGCCUCAAUUGAGACAAUUGGUAGACUUUCCAAGCAUGCUUCUUUGAACGACAUGGCAUCUAGAAUUAUUCAUCCCAUUCUUCGAGUACUUCGUCUGGGAAACGAUGAGCUUAAGAUUACUGCAAUGAAUACAUUAAGCUACUUGUUACUUCAGUUGGGAGCUGAAUUUAGCGUAUUCAUUCCUGUCAUAAAAAAGGUUUUAUUGGAACAAAAAAUUCACUCAUCGACCUUCGAGCAAUUAGUGAACAAACUUCUCAGUGGCGAUCCUCUUCCUGCCUACUUGAACAUUUAUAAAGAUUACGAUGUUAACCUGAACUUUGGUGUUCUAGAUGUUGAUAUGCCCUCUAAAAAGCUUCCUGUUAAUCAAGCAGCUUUGAAAGCAGCUUGGGAUACAAGUCAGCGCCACACAAAAGAAGAUUGGCAAGAGUGGAUAGCCAGGCUCAGUAAGGAAUUAUUGAAACAAAGUCCAUCACAUGCUAUCAGAGCAUGUGCGGGUCUUUCUUCUGAUUAUCAUCCUCUAGCAAAAGACUUAUUCAACGCCAGCUUUGCCAGCUGUUGGAACGAAUUGUAUUCACAACAUCAGGAAGAAUUAGUUGAAGCGUUUUGCAUCGCUCUCUCAUCUGCAAAUAAUCCACCUGAAAUUCACCAAAUUCUUUUAAAUCUUGCAGAAUUUAUGGAACAUGAUGAUAAGUCCCUUCCAAUUGCGAUUGGUACAUUGGGUCAAUAUGCUCAAAGGUGCCAUGCGUAUGCAAAGGCUCUCCACUAUAAGGAAUUAGAGUUUUACGAAGAGCCAACUACUCCAACAAUUGAAUCGUUAAUAAGCAUAAACAAUCAACUACAGCAAUCCGAUGCUGCAGUUGGUAUCUUGAAGCAUGCUCAAAUGCAUCACGACCUUCAAUUGAAAGAAACUUGGUAUGAAAAGUUACAGAGAUGGGAUGAUGCUUUACGUGCAUAUAAUGAAAGAGAAAAACAUGAGCCUGAUAACAUGGAGAUUACUAUGGGUAAAAUGAGAUGCUUACAUGCUUUGGGAGAAUGGGAACAAUUGUCAGAGUUGGCCCAAAGUAGAUGGCAAAAUUCAUCUAGUGAGAUUAGAAGAAGUGUUGCUCCCUUAGCAGCAGCUGCUGCUUGGGGUUUGGGCCAAUGGGAUAGAAUGGAUGCUUGUAUUGAAGUCAUGAAGGAGGAAUCCCCUGAUAAAGCAUUUUUCAAUGCUAUCUUGAGCUUGCAUAGAAACAACUUCGAAGACGCUUCGAAUCAUAUCUUGAGAGCUAGGGAUUUGCUAGUGACAGAAAUCACCGCGCUCGUUAGUGAGAGUUAUAACAGGGCCUAUGGAGUAGUUGUAAGGGUCCAGAUGCUUGCGGAACUUGAAGAGAUCAUCAAAUAUAAGUGUUUACCUCAGGGAUCAGAAAAACGCGUCAUUAUGAGGAAGACAUGGAAUACAAGAUUGCUUGGGUGUCAAAGAAAUGUUGAUAUUUGGCAACGAAUGUUGAAGGUUAGAGCUCUUGUUAUUAAGCCUAAGCAAGAUAUGGAAAUGUGGAUAAAGUUUGCAAAUCUCUGCCGGAAAUCUGGCAGAUUGAAUUUGGCAGAAAAGUCAUUGAAUUUCUUACUCGAAGAGGGUUCGCCUGAAAAUCCAUCAAGAGCCCCACCCCAGGUUGUAUACGCUCAAUUAAAGUAUAUGUGGGCUAAAGGGCAACAAAAAGAGGCAUUGCGCCACUUAGUAGACUUCACUACCAGAAUGUCACAAGAUUUGGGUUUAAAUCCGAAUGAUUUGAUUACCCAGCCAUUACCUUCUGAGGGCCCUGGUAUACCUAAGCAUGUUGAAGAUUAUACUAAGCUCUUGGCACGUUGCUUUUUAAAGCAAGGUGAAUGGCAAAUAGCUUUAAACCAAAACUGGCGUAAUGAAACAUCUGAAAUUAUUCUAGGUGCUUAUCUUUUAGCUACUCAUUUUGAUGAUAAGUGGUAUAAAGCUUGGCAUAAUUGGGCUUUGGCUAAUUUUGAAGUAAUAUCACUCUACACCCAAAGAAGACAAAGUGACAUCAUGGAGCAAAACGAACAAGUUAACAUUGCUCCGAGCGAGGACAAGAAGAGUCAGUCUAAUAUGAUUCCAGUAGGUGCCGUCCAGAGACAUGUUAUUCCUUCAAUAAAGGGCUUCUUUCACUCCAUUGCGUUGUCGAACUCAAAUUCCCUACAGGACACUCUUAGGUUAUUGACAUUGUGGUUUAAGUUUGGUGGAAUUCCUGAAGCAUCUCAUGCAAUGACCGAGGGCUUCAAUAUGGUAAAAAUCGACAACUGGCUAGAAGUCAUCCCACAGUUAAUAUCCCGAAUUCACCAGCCGAACCCCAUAGUCAGUAGGUCCUUGUUUGGUCUUUUGUCUGAUUUGGGGAAAGCUCACCCUCAAGCAUUGGUGUAUCCUUUAGCAGUUGCAGUAACUUCUGAGUCCGUUAGCCGCCAAAAAGCUGCUCUUUCUAUCAUUGAUAAAAUGCGGUUGCACUCGCCUGUGCUUGUAGAUCAGGCUGGCCUAGUAAGCCGUGAAUUAAUUAGGGUUGCUGUUUUGUGGCAUGAACAAUGGUAUGAAGGCUUGGAAGACGCUUCUCGACUUUUCUUUGGUGAACGUAACACUGAUAAGAUGUUUGAAGUGCUAGAGCCGUUACAUCAAAUGCUCCAAAAUGGACCUGAAACGAUGAGAGAGUCUUCUUUUACGAACGCUUUUGGUCGUGAAUUAGCAGAUGCCUACGAAUGGGUAUUGAAUUUUCGCCGUACGAAAGAUAUAACAAAUUUGAAUCAGGCUUGGGACAUUUAUUACAAUGUAUUCAGACGUAUAAGUCGUCAACUUACUCAAUUGCACAGCUUGGAGUUGCAAUAUGUUUCUCCAAAGUUAGAGGAAGCUACUAAUCUAGAAUUAGCCCUCCCGGGAACAUAUGAAGCAGGAAAACCGGUCGUCAAAAUUGCUAAAUUUGAUCCUACGAUCUCCGUUAUAUCAUCUAAACAACGACCAAGGAAGUUAUCUUGUAAGGGUAGCGAUGGCAAGGAUUACCUUUAUCUUCUAAAAGGUCAUGAAGAUAUUAGACAGGAUAACUUGGUUAUGCAACUUUUCGGGUUAGUUAAUACUUUGUUGUUCAAUGACCCUGAAUGUUUUAAAAGACAUUUGGACAUUCAGAGAUAUUCUGCUAUACCAUUGUCACCCAAGGUUGGGUUGCUUGGUUGGGUUCCUAAUAGUGAUACAUUUCACGUUUUGAUUAGGGAAUAUAGAGAAUCUAGGAAGAUAUUGUUGAAUAUCGAGCAUCGUAUAAUGUUGCAAAUGGCACCUGAUUAUGACAGCUUGACAUUAUUGCAGAAAGUAGAAGUUUUUACCGGAGCUUUGGAUAAUACCAGAGGACAAGAUCUAUAUAAGGUCUUGUGGCUCAAGUCCAAGUCGUCCGAAGCAUGGCUUGACCGUCGUACAACAUACACAAGGUCUCUUGCUGUUAUGUCCAUGGUUGGAUAUAUCCUAGGCUUAGGAGAUCGUCAUCCUUCUAACUUAAUGCUCGAUAGAAUUACAGGAAAGGUAAUACACAUUGAUUUCGGUGAUUGUUUUGAGGCAGCCAUACUAAGAGAAAAAUAUCCCGAGAAGGUACCUUUUCGAUUAACGAGAAUGCUUAAUUACGCUAUGGAAGUAAGUGGAAUUGAAGGAUCCUUCCGUAUAACUUGUGAGCACGUGAUGACUGUCUUGAGAGACAACAAAGAGUCUUUGAUGGCCAUAUUGGAGGCAUUUGCCUAUGAUCCUUUAAUCAAUUGGGGUUUUGAUUUCCCAACGAAAGCUGUUGCUGAGGCUACGGGUAUAAAAGUUCCUCAAAUUAAUACAACUGAAUUAUUGAGAAAGGGUCAAGUAGACGAAAGAGAGGCAGCCAGAUUAGCGAAACAGAAUGAUGUUGAAAUUAGGAAUGCCAGAGCUGCUUUGGUACUAAAAAGGAUUACGGAUAAGUUGACAGGAAAUGAUAUUAAGAAGUUGAGAGGAUUGGAUGUCCCUACACAAGUUGAUAAGUUAAUUCAGCAAGCUACGAGUGUGGAAAAUCUAUGCCAGCAUUAUAUUGGAUGGUGUUCGUUCUGGUAA